CUGCGCAGUGCGGCCGGGAUGGCGCAUUUUCUUGCUUCGAGUAAUGCGGAGUCGCUGGCGGCUGAAAAGGGCGGAGAAUUCUGUGGAGACGAAGGGGGAGGGACUAGUGUAGGCGACAGAGCGCGCCCGGCUCUGGACCGCGGCGGCAGGAAGCUGACGCUGGACAUUACGGGCGCUGGGCCGGUGGCCUGGAAGCCGUGAUCUCAUCGAGAAACCACCAGCUUUGCUGUUUCAAAACAAUGGAGAAGACUCAAGAAACUGUCCAAAGAAUUCUUCUGGAACCCUAUAAAUACUUACUUCAGCUACCAGGUAAACAAGUGAGAACCAAACUUUCACAGGCAUUUAAUCAUUGGCUAAAAGUUCCAGAAGACAAACUACAGAUCAUCAUUGAAGUGACAGAAAUGUUGCAUAAUGCCAGUUUACUCAUUGAUGAUAUUGAAGACAACUCAAAACUUCGACGUGGCUUUCCCGUGGCACACAGCAUUUAUGGAAUUCCAUCUGUCAUCAAUUCUGCAAAUUACGUGUAUUUCCUUGGUCUAGAGAAAGUUUUAACUCUCGAUCACCCAGAUGCAGUCAAGAUUUUUACCCGCCAGCUUUUGGAACUCCAUCAGGGGCAAGGCCUGGAUAUUUACUGGAGGGAUAAUUACACAUGUCCCACCGAAGAGGAAUAUAAAGCUAUGGUGCUGCAAAAGACAGGUGGGCUGUUCGGGUUGGCGGUAGGUCUCAUGCAGGUGUUCUCUGAUUAUAAAGAAGAUUUAAAGCCUCUACUUGAUACACUUGGGCUCUUUUUCCAAAUUAGGGAUGAUUAUGCCAAUUUACACUCCAAAGAAUAUAGUGAAAACAAAAGCUUUUGCGAAGAUCUCACGGAAGGGAAGUUCUCCUUCCCCACCAUUCAUGCUAUUUGGUCGCGACCUGAAAGCACCCAAGUGCAGAACAUUUUGCGCCAGAGGACCGAAAACACAGAUAUCAAAAAGUACUGCGUCCACUACCUUGAAGAUAUAGGUUCUUUUGAAUAUACUCAAAAUACUCUCAAAGAGCUUGAGUCCAAAGUCUACAAACAGAUCGAGGCCUGUGGCGGGAACCCUGAGCUAGUAGCGCUAGUCAAGCACUUAAGUAAAAUGUUUAGAGAAGAAAAUGAAUAGUAUUGGUCCAUCCUGAUUAACCUGGUAGCUUAUCUUAGUUGAUUUUUUUUUUCCCGUUUGGCCUUUCCUUUUAAAAUUUUUGACCCAAGCUGUUUAUCUCCAAAAACUGGAUGAGCAAGACUGAGGUUUCAGUUUGAAAUCUUGAUUUCACUUCCAAAUGUGCUUUGUUGGAUCCUUGCAGCCUUCUCUGCCAGGGAUGUUCAUUGAUUCUAUCAAUAAAGAGGAAAUCAA
Messenger RNA from Condylura cristata (star-nosed mole), 1373 nucleotides. RefSeq names its product geranylgeranyl diphosphate synthase 1 (gene GGPS1). Bases 240 to 1142 code for a protein of 300 amino acids. Gene Ontology annotation, molecular function: prenyltransferase activity. The record is from RefSeq and is a predicted model, not a curated record. The transcript has 4 exons. Gene Ontology annotation, biological process: isoprenoid biosynthetic process. Lineage: Eukaryota; Metazoa; Chordata; Mammalia; Eulipotyphla; Talpidae.